Molecule: messenger RNA, 2349 nt
Organism: Eurytemora carolleeae
Lineage: Eukaryota; Metazoa; Arthropoda; Copepoda; Calanoida; Temoridae
Product: glucoamylase ARB_02327-1
Exons: 12
Coding region: 22-2280 (752 amino acids)
Biological process (GO): polysaccharide metabolic process
Cellular component (GO): fungal-type vacuole
Molecular function (GO): glucan 1,4-alpha-glucosidase activity
Source: RefSeq, a predicted model, not a curated record
UCAGUUCAUCUUUGUCUCAGAAUGAGAGCACUUGUGUUUGCUCUACUGGUGGGAAGAUGCCUGUCUCAGGAUCUCUGUAAUAUUGAUAACAUUGAUAAAUAUGAUUGCGGUUUCAGUGGAACGACCCAGGCUAGCUGUGAAGCUGACGGUUGCUGUUGGGAACCUGCUGCAAGAAAUGGAUCCUUCAAAGACAUUCCUUGGUGCUUCUAUAACAGUGAAUAUGAACCACCUCCAGAUCCCUGUGAUGAUAUAGUUUGGUUCGCAGCAGAUCCAGGAUUCACUCAGGAGUACUAUGAUAUCAUGUAUGAUAACUAUCUUGCUAAUCUUAACAUUGAUGGCUCUGGUGCUGUAGUUGCUGCCCCUGACCAAGAAACACCCGGAGGAUCUUACUACUAUCACUGGAUGAGAGAUGCAGGACUAAGCAUCAAAGCAUGGCUUGACAUUAAUGAUAAUGAUUAUGAUAAAGUACGAGUAGAGCUUGAUGGCUAUGCAGCUUGGGUUGCCAAAGUUCAGCAUAAGACUGAUCCGAAUGGAAUUGAUGUGAGAAUUGAGCCAAAGUUUACAAUUCCUGAUGGAGAACCCUACACAGGAGGUUGGUGCAGACCGCAGACUGAUGGACCAGCCCUUAGGGCCAUGGCCAUGUCUAAAUGGGGAAUGAUCCUGGCAGAGACAGGCAAGGGAGAUCCAUCAAGUAUUUGGGAGAUUGUUAAGUUUGACAUGGCAUGGGUGACUGAAAACUGGAAAGAGCUUGGCUGUGAUUUAUGGGAGGAGGUGAGGUCUGAUGACUUUUUCUUCAAUCGGAUGGCUUACAUUUAUUCCCUCAAUGUUGCAGCUGACUUUGCUGAUAUGAUUGGGGAGAGUGGUGCUGCUUAUAGAACCAAAGCAGAUGAAAUUGCAACAGCAACUAAGUCUCACUGGAAGGAUGGAUUUCUGUAUGAAUCAACUAAUCGUCCAUAUGAUGGCGCAGUUAUUCAUUCAAUCGCAACCUUUGGAGAAUAUCUGUUUCCCCCAGAGUCUGAGGAAGCCGCAGCAACAAUUAAAGUUUUAGCAAAAGCAUUUUGUAGAGAAUAUCCAAUCAAUCAAGAAGAAAUCUAUGCUGGUCUUCCAGGACUCUUAAUUGGACGCUAUCCUGGAGAUUCCUAUGCAGGAGGAAACCCUUGGCAGCUCCUUACUGCUGUUCUAGGAGAGCUGUUUUACCUGGGAGGUAAAGCCACUUUGAAGAGUGUGAGGCAAAGAGGAGAUUACACGCUCAAAUACUCGGCUAACAAGGAAUGGAUGAGCCUUUUGAACCUCAAGGAAGGUGCUACUGCCAGUGACCUGGCUAGAGCUCAAGUUGGUGCAGGUGAUGCUGUGAUGACUAGCUUGUGGUCCCAUGUCCAGGAUGCGGAUGGAAGAAUGGACGAACAGAUUGACAAGCGUACUGGAGUUCAAGCCUCAGCACAGGGAUUAACCUGGAGCUAUGCCAAUAUACUCCAUGCUCUUCAUGUACGAGAGAACUUGGACCCAGGAGAUUUUACAACUUCUGAACCAACUGAAGGAACAACAACUAAGCCUGAUGGACCCACCCCUAGUGGACCCACAGAUGGACCAACUGAUGGACCUACUGAUGGACCAACUACAGAACCUCCAAAGACCUGCUGCAAUGCUGUCAAGUUUGUGUCAACAGGAAACAUAUUCGCUGAAUAUCCUGAGUUUGUCGGGAACUACAGGCAGAUUGCAACUGAUGACAAAGAUAGGAAGGUUUUUCAGCAUAUCUCUAGUGGAGCACAUCUUCAUUAUGUAGAGGACAUUCAUUAUAAGUAUGAAGCCUGGAUAUUCUCUGCUACUCCUGAAGAUACCACUGGUGAUGUUGCAAAUGAGAAUCCUGGAGAUUGUGCAGAUUCUGCUGGUCAAGAAUGGGCUCUGCUGAGAGAGGAUAGUUGGGUUGUAGAUUCUACAGCACAGGUUUUGUGUGAUGGGUCUAACGUUGUAUGCUGUGAUUCUGUCAGUUUGGAAUCUAAAGGAGCCGUAGAAGACAAGUUUCCUGAACUUUUGGGAGUAUAUCAACAAACACAGCUUAAGAAAGGCGGGCAGCCUGUGUACAUGAAGGGAGAUUAUUAUCUCUACUAUCUUCAGGAUAUUCCUCAUCAUUAUGAAGGCUGGACAAUUGCCUCAAGUAUGUCUGAGUUGGGUCAUGUAACAAAUACAAAUAGUCCAGACUGCCCAGAAAAUGAAGGAUGGGAGUAUGAUGAUAACAACAAUUGGUCAAUUGAUCCUACCUUUAAAGUUACGUGUGCUUAGAUAAUAUUUUCAUAUUUAUCCUUAACACUUGAUACACUUGAACAAAUAAACAUUUGUACUUAUUUCUAA